AUGCUGAUUUCAUAAAGGCAACCACUCAUUUAGUUUGAUGAUUUUAUGUCGUUUUUGGGCAGUUAAUGGAUAAGGUUAAAUUAUUUGAGUUAAGCUCAAUCAAUUGAAUGCCAGAAUGAUUUCGUAAAUUUUAUAGACAAAAGCAAAGGAAGAAUCAAAAUCGAUUAGGAGCAGUUAGCGAAGCUAGAGACAACUAAUUAAAAAAUUCAUAUACUCACCCUCUUUAUUUAUGGAUAUUAUAUCACUUAUAUAGAAAAAUAACUAUUUUGUUACAUUUUCUUCAAGAAGUUCAUCAACGCAAUUGACAGAAUAGAAAAAAAAAGUUUAGAACAUUUGUAAUAGAUCAUAGAACCUCAGCAUCCUAUUUGCAAAUCAAUUUUGCUUGAAUGUAUUAUAAUGCUACUUCAUCAAUCAACCCAAUUACUAGAAACGACUGAAUAAAAUCAAAUGGAGGAGUAUGAAGAUGAUUUCAACGAUAUUCCAGAAUGCAAAUUAUUUUAUAAGUAGGCUUACAUACAUCUAGUCGAUUAGAUGAAGGGGGCCUUGUUUAAAUGCUACAAUCAAGGACAAAUAUUGAUCACGAUAUUCAUUAAUUAAUUAUUCUUGAGUGAAGAGAUAUAUGCAAAGAUACAACAAAAGCAUGUAACUAAAGUUUUAUUGAAUGAUACAAAGUUCAUAAUUGAAUUAAUGGAAGAUUAUAUUACUAGUUCAGAUAAACCAAUCCAUACUACGAGAUAAAUAAUUAAACAGACGUUUCUAUCAAAUCAUGAAAGAUAGGGUAAAAUAUCUUAAAAAAUAUUUAAUAAUUUAUAGAAAUUAAAUGAUUAAACUAUUUUAUCCCUCAAAGCUAUUAAAAUAUGGUUGAAUUCUAAAAACCAAACCGUCUUUUAAUAAAUAAUAUAGUUUUUAGAAAAUACUUUUGAGAAUGCGAAUUUUAGCCUCUAAUACAAUGAAUAAUGUAUCAAGAUAUCAUUUGAAAUAUUAAGUAAUUAAUAUUAACAUAUUGUAGCAUAUAUUUAGUCAUAAAUUUUGUAAGACAACGUCAAUUUUACAGAAGAAUUGCAAAAAAAUUUGAUAUAAAUCUUUCAUAUAUUAUGGAUAACUCUAGAAUAACAAACCAAUCAUCAGCUCGAAGAUUAGAAGACAGAAUUUUGGUUAAAUUACAUUCUUAAAUUAAACUCACUCCUAAAUCCCUUAACUCCAAAUUCCAAAGAACCAAAUAACAUAAAAGAAUGUGCUGGUUUGUAUCUUAUCUUACAUGAUCAUCACAAUAUUAAUAAGUACAUUUCAUCAUCAACAGCUAUUUUGCUUCAUUUCAUUGAUCAAAUUUACCCUUUAGAUCAAAGUCUAAUUAAAUAAAGCUUAUUGCUUUAGAAAUUAAUUAAAUCAUCAAUUGAAUUCCUAAUUGAUCCAAUCUUAUCUGAUAAUUAAGAAAUCAUGAUAACUAUUUAGAAGGUCUUAAAAUAAGUUCAUUUUAUCAAUCCUCAAUAAAAAAAAAAUAUAUUCCAAUGUAUUUGGACUAAAUUGAUGCCUGAAAACCGAUUUUAUUUGGAAGUGUUAUAAAAGGUUGUAACUCUAUAUUUAGAAAAUGAAGAUCAAAUUUUAGGAACCAGAAAUAGUUUUUUUAUAUCAAUUUUAGAAAUGGAAAGUCAAAAAAGGAUUGUUCAUCCAUAGAAAUUCUUAGCACUUCUUUAAAUUUGUUAAUAUCUUUGUCUUGAGAAUGCUCCAAUUAAUAUAGAAGAAAUAUUCUCUUAAAAUGAUUCAAAUGCUAAUUGCUUGAAAUUAAAGUAAUUUAAAAUUAAGAGAAGCUUCUAAGAGUUCUUUUAAGUUAAUAAUUAUUACAAUUUAAUCAUAAAUCUUAUUUCUGGCACAAGCAAUCCUAAUAAUUUAGUCUAAUAAUUAAAAGAAUUUAUUAAAUUAUUGUGGUUAUUAACUGAAGGACUCAAAUUAUGUUAGGUAGAUUUUGCAGAUGAUUUUGUUUAAUUUCUUGAAUAAAAACUAUACUUAUUUACAGAUGAUUAAAUGAGAGAGCUUAUUGAACUUCUAUUCGAUUGUUCUGUUUCGAUGAUAAGUAGAUUUAUUAGGCAAAUGAAUGUAUCUAAUACUGCUGAAUAAUACGGUGAAAUUAUGAUCCAAAAUGAAUUCUGUUUAAAAGUAAAAUAAUUGUCAAUUAUUAGGUCCUUGUUGAAACCUUUUUAUUUAACACAUCUCCCUCAGAAUAGUUAAGACUUAAGUGCCUCUAAUUUUUAGGUAUUCUGAUAUCUAUGAAUGAUUAUAAUAAAAUGAUAUUUAGGGAAGCUAUUCGUUUGUCAGUAUAAGAUAUUGUAUAUUAUUUAGAACUUCUUAUUGUGUAUGAGAAAUUAGAAGAAUAAGAGUUUAUAAUUAUCUAUGGAAGAAGUCUUAAAAAGAUCUUUAUCGUUUAUAAGAGAUGAAUAAAUACAAAAAUUAAUUUAGAAUGCUCCUAUAGAAUCAUAAAAAAACAAAGUAUUUAAAUAAUCUGCAUUUUCAUAAUACGUGGGUACUACUUUGGAAAAUCUAUCAAAUAGUGGUUCGGAUACCAAAUAUAAAAGAUAUUUCUAGUUAUUAGGAAAUGAUAGUGGAAUCAUUAUUAGGAAUUAUAAGGAUUUGUGUGUGAGUAAAUAAUGGAAAUCAUUUACAAUUUUAAUGGAAUUCAGAAAAGAAGGAUUCCAUUUUAUCAAUUCAAAUGCUAAAACACUUGAUGAUAUCUAUAAAAAAGAAUAGAUACUCUUUGCAUACACUGGACAUCUAGAAAGACAAGAGAAAGGUAAUCACCAAGGAAUAUCAUAAAAACAAAAUAUUGUCUAGGUUGAUUUAAUCACGGUGUCAUUGAUCAAUCAAAAUUUACUGUAGGAAGAUCAAUAAAAUAAAAGCCAGCUUGAUAAUUUGAUAAAAAUUGCAAUACUCAAUUCAGAAUUAUAAAUAUAAGAAUUUACAAUAAACUACACAUAGCAAUCAAAGGAUGAAACUAUAUUAUUUAUUUUUAUGUUUGAUGAUAGAAGAAAAGGAGAAUUUAUAGUUUAUAUUUAAAAUUAGAAGAAACAGACUUUUUCAGUGAAACCAUUUUUAUCAGAAUACAUAAAAAAGCAUUCUGACAAACAUCCUCUUAGUGUGAAUAUUGGUGCUUACUAUUCAAACUAAUAGUUUUAAAGAACAUUUUAGGGAAUCAUAAACAAUUUUAUUCUAGUUGAAAACAUCCUAGUGGAAAAGCAAAUUGCAGCUAUUUUUUCAAGAGCUUAAAAAAGUUUAGUAACUGCUGUAGAGGAGGAAACUAUGAAUUUUGGUGAUGAAAUUCAAAGUAUAAUUAUUAUUUAUACAAUUAGGUAGGGAAAUGUAGUACUUAGAAUUUGAUAAAUUUAAGUCCAGUUUUUAAAUUGUAGAGAUUAAAGAUGUUUUGAAGAUUACAAGGGCUUAAAAUGUAUAAGAUUAAAAUUUCCUAAUGAAUAUGUUAAAGAAACAGAUAUAGCAUAAGAUAAGUUAUGAAUAGAAUUAGGAAGCUAAGGUAUUCUAUUAAGGAGCCAAUAUUAUUGAGGAUACAAGUUUGGCUGAAGUAUUCUUAAGUUUAGAGAAUAUUGAAAUCAUUCUAUUCAUCAUAUCCAUUACAACGUAAACCUAUUUUGAGAUUGAACCCUAGGAAAGGAGAUCUUGCAAAAUAAGAAGCGUUAAAGAGGUUUUGCAAAAUGGAUCUACUUCAAGCAAAGGUGUUUUUAAAAGAACUAAUCAUUUUGACUCUCAAUAACGAUAAUUAUUUUUAGUAAAGGAUUUGAGGAAAUGCAGAGAUGAUUACAUAAACUGUCAAUAAUAUCAAUUGAAUCUAAAGAAAUAAAAUAGUUCGAUGAUAUCAUAAGGUGAAUCUCCUUUAUAAUAAAGAUAAAAUUUUAUCUAGUUGGAUUAAAAUAGUUCUAAUUCAAAUACAAAUUCAAUAUCAUUAGCUUCGUAAAUUUAGGUUGCUUCAUAAAAGAACAUCGAUUAAUUAGACCAAACUUCAUUAUUCAAUAUUCCGAUUACAUAAGUGUAAAGUACUUUCUCUUAAGAAUUAUAAUCACCUUUUGUUAUGAAAUCUAAUUAAUCUGAAUAGAAGUAGAUUUCUCCAGGGGAAGUGCCAAAUUUUGAAAUUCCAAGUUAGGUAACUCCCAAAGAGAAGUUUACUCUAGAGUAGUUUAAUAUUGAUAGAAAAGUGUAAUCUCAGUUUGUUGGUAGAAAAAAUACAAGAAACUAAACAUGUAAUAUUUCAGCAACGAAGGCAUUUCAUAUGAAUUAGAAUCUAAAAAAUGCAGUUGAAAUAAGGAGCGACAAAAAUAUCAAUUGGAAUCAAUAACAUAGCGAGUCAAUGAUUAUUGAUUCUAAUUUGUAUCAUUGUGAAUGGAUUAGGGUUAAGAUGUAAAUCUAUGGAGAAUUAAAAAUAUUAGAAAAAGGCAAGAUCAUUUAAUUUCAAAGUGAUGGUUCAGAACGUCCUGAAUAGGAUUUCUACAUCUAUGGAACAAUAGUAUUGAAAUACAUAAUAAUAUUAGCCUUAUAAUUUAAAGAAAUUGAAGAAAACCAAAAUUAUAAACUCCUCUUAAAUCUUAGAAAUUUAAACAAGGAGAUAUUCGCACAAAGAAAUUGCUAUCGAAAUAUUCUGUAAAAACACAAAGUCUUACUUUUUUGUUUUAUACGAUUAAGAUAGAAGGACACAAUUCUUGAAUCAAAUUAAGUAGAACAAUUUAUUCACUGUUGUAAUAGAUAAAAGGGCAGGUAAAAUGUUUGAUGAAUUUUAGAAUUUUUAGCAAAAGAAUAUACAAAGAAAUGGGUGAAAGGGAAAUUGUCUAAUUUUGAGUAUCUAAUGUUAAUCAAUAAGUAUUCUGGCAGAUCUUUUAAUGAUCUGAAUCAAUAUCCAAUAUUUCCAUGGGUCAUCAGCGAUUAUACAAGCAAGAGUAUUGAUUUAGUAAAUUUAAUUAUUUAUAUGAUAGACCAAAAGAGAGACAUACAGAGAUAUGGAAAAGAUGAUUAGUGCUUCAAAUGAGGAGAGAUUAAAAAACUGUAAGAUUAGAGCUGAAUCUUUGAGGCAAACUUAGAAUGAAUAUUUUUUAUUUGGAUCUCAUUAUAGUGUAGCUGCAUAAAUAAUUAAUACUCUUGUGAGAUUGGAACCGUUUACAACUUUAUCUUGUGAAUUGUAAGAUGGCAAAUUAGAUCAACCUGACAGAAUAUUUUUCUCGGUUUCAAACAUUUGGUAAUCUUGCUAAAAUGACAAUUAAGAUUAUAGAGAACUUAUUCCUGAGUAUUUUUACUUGCCAGAAUUUCUGAAGAAUAUCAACAGAAUACAAUUUGGUCAAAGAUAAAAUUAAGAAUAGGUAGAUGAUGUUGUAUUACCUCCAUGGGCUUCUAGUUGUGAAGAGUUUAUUGAAAUAAAUAGACAGGCACUUGAAUCUAGUUAUGUAAGUGAGAAAUUGCAUAAUUGGAUUAAUUUAAUUUUUGGACCUUAUGCUUAGGGGGAAGAAGCAAAAAGAAGAGAUAAUUUAUAUCAUUGGUUGACCUAUGAUUCAUGUUUAAUUUACUUAGAGAAAUUGUCAAGUUAAGAGAAAUUGGGAUAUUUGGCUUAAAUAUAAUAGUUUGGUUAAGUCCCUUUUCAAUUAUUUGUUAAACCGCAUUGGCCAAAACAAAAGAUAUCGUUAGAUCUAUUUUCACCAACUAAUUUAAUCAAAUUAUUGAGUGAAAAAAAGUUUAUCAAUUCUAAAAGAAUAAAGAAGUUUGAUAAAAAGUUUGUUAUAUAAAUCUAUAGAGAGAGUGAGAACCUUCAUGUUCUACUGAAUGAUAAAUAAGUUUACAAAAUAAAGUAUAUAUUUUUGAUAUCUAACAAUUUAGAUAGUACAAUAAUUCGGAGAGAAGGGAUAGUGAGGAGAAAUUGACGAAUGCAUAAACAUUUUCUAUUAGGGGGAAUGAGAAACUGCAUUCAAAAGGAUUGUCAUUUUAAUUUGAUGAUCAUGUCUUGUUUGUUUGUGGAUAUUUAAGUGGAGCAGUUUAUAUCUAUAAUUUACUAACGGAUAAAUCUUAAUAGGAUCAGAUUUGCCAAAAGAUUAAAUUACAUAAGAAAAGAGUUACUUGCUUAUCAUAUUCAUCUAAAUUAAAAAUACUAUGUUUGGGAGCAAAGGACAAUAGAGUUACCAUAUGGAAUGCAAUUUUAUGUAAUGAAAAAUAAAUUUCAUUUUAAUCUACUCCAUCUUUAAUCCUGUAUGGGCAUGAUAAAACUAUCAAAUGUGUUCAUAUUGAUGAUACUUUGUAGGUGGUUUUAAGUGUUGAUAAAAUUGGGAAACUACAAAUCCACUCUAUAAUUUCUGGAUUAUUUCUUUAGGAUUUUAAACUGUAUUUAGCACAAAAUGAAAAAGUAAAAAAUAUUGUAACUAAUGGCAAUGGACUAAUAGUAGUAUACACUAACCAAAAUUAAAUUCUAGCUACAAGGUAUUCUUAUAAUGUAUAAUUAAUAGAGUGAAUGGUUUGAUUAUUUAGAAGUAUUUUUAUAAGAAUAUUGGCAAUAUAACACAGAUAAGUUCGUUUUUACAAUCACAUUUAUUGGUAUCGACUCUAAGGGGGGAGAUACUCCUAAUUUAAGACAUCGCCAGUUUACCUGAGUAGCCUCCCAUCUUUUUCCAUUUGUAUCAAAAUACAUCCAAUAUUGGAAUCGUAACGUUCUCAUCAUGUACUUUCAAUUUCAUAAUUAUUAGUUAUUGAGAGUGAAUCCUUAGUCUUUAUAAUAAGUUUGAUGGAUGGGACCUUGCAUCGAUAUGUGAUAAGUUGUGAAUAAAGUAACGUUAAUAUGUAAUUUUUAGAUGUUGAAUUUUACCAUUAUCUAGGCAAGUUAGGAAUGUGA
Molecule: messenger RNA, 6862 nt
Organism: Paramecium octaurelia
Lineage: Eukaryota; Ciliophora; Oligohymenophorea; Peniculida; Parameciidae
Source: the annotation of a GenBank genome assembly